AUGAGCCAGUCAUUUGGAGCUACUUCUUUUAACUAUACAUACACCCUAAGUAUUAAGACUCCCAGGUGUACCAGCACUGGCAUGAUGGACUCGGACAGCCUGAUCAAGCUGCUGCCGGAGCUGCUGAACCAUGGGCCUGACCAGCCAGCUGGAGGUCGGCCGCGGCUCGGCGGCUGGUCCGCUGGUGCCGUCUGUUCCGAUGAAGCCUCGGGACAGUCGCAGUCCGACUGUGACCAGACAUCAGACAGCACGUCAGAUGAGCAGGAGGACGGGUCAGAAGAAACGGAGCAAGAUGUCCAGCACGUCGGAGAACAACGCUCUCCGAAGCUGGUCGACCUGGACGAAAUAGAGAGGUUCCUCGAUGAUAUCUCGACGUCCCACCAAUCCUCCGGACAGGGUAGGUAUGCGCUGAGCAGAUACGACAUGAACUCCGUGGAGCGGCUGCGGUCUCGGGUGCCGCCCACCUCUGACCUGGCCGGCCCGGACCGCACCAGGCAGCGCGCUCUGGACCGCCGGCUGGAGGAGCAGAACCGGCUGCUCGACGGCUUCAACGCCGAGAACGCUCGCCUCUACCGUGAACUGAAGCAGCUCAAGGCGUACAUCACAUACGUGUAG
Molecule: messenger RNA, 615 nt
Organism: Pollicipes pollicipes
Lineage: Eukaryota; Metazoa; Arthropoda; Thecostraca; Pollicipedomorpha; Pollicipedidae
Exons: 5
Coding region: 1-615 (204 amino acids)
Source: RefSeq, a predicted model, not a curated record